AUGACGGGGACGCUAGACCAAUCUACAGUCAAAACAUCGGCUGGCUACUGCGCAACCUGGAAUUGGUUUCAGGCUUGUCGUCUGGACAGAUUUCUUAUGCGUAUUAAUACAAUUCUACGACCUGCCUACCGUUCUCUUCCUCAUACAUAUGCUGCUGCGGACCUUCUUACCUCUGCCAUGGUUCGCAAGGUGAUCAUCCUCAUCCCAGUUAAGGCCUUUUCUCAAGAAGAAGCGAAUGAUGACGAUUUAUACGGAUAUGUACCCACCAAAGGCGUCACACUCAUGUUUGUCAUUCUAUCCGUGACGCACACCUUCCAAGGCUUGUACUACCGCACGUGUUGGAUAAUCCCGACCGUCCUCUUAGCUGGAUGCUUGGACAUCUUGGGAUGGAGUGCGCGAUUUUGGUCGAGUAUCUCUCCGCGUCUCGAUACGCCCGAUACCAUCCAGUAUGCUCAACCAUUUUGUAACCUAGAUCGUACUUUCCCCAAUUUGAACAGAAUAACGGCUACAAUUAUCGGACCUACGCCUCUUGUUGCCGCCAAUUUCAUCACCCUCGGUGCAAUUAUCCGUAUUCUUGGACCGGCCUACAGUAGACUGAGACCGAGGGCCUAUUAUAUCAACCAGAGUGAUAUUGGCGCAUAUAGGAAGGAUCUGACCUAA
Messenger RNA from Guyanagaster necrorhizus, 660 nucleotides. RefSeq lists its product as uncharacterized. Bases 1 to 660 code for a protein of 219 amino acids. Gene Ontology annotation, cellular component: plasma membrane; fungal-type vacuole. The record is from RefSeq and is a predicted model, not a curated record. NCBI's taxonomy places the organism in Eukaryota, Fungi, Basidiomycota, Agaricomycetes, Agaricales, Physalacriaceae. The transcript is spliced from 5 exons.